AACGGAGAAAACAGAAAGUAUACUACGAUAAAGAUACACAAUAAUAAACGAAAGACAAGGAAAUAGAAGAAAAAGAACAAAAGAGGGGAAAUAAAAAGAAGAGUGAAAGAACAAAAAAAGAGAAGCGUGAAUAGUGUGGUUUUGGAUUAAGUGCGAUAGUAAAGAAGGUUGUGGAAGAAAGAAGAAAGGUGCAUUAUACCUGGAAUACAUCCUGGAGUCCGAUGUUCAGAGUCGUAUGAUGGCCGGGGCUCUAUCUGAGAAUGCCCCGAGGCCUAUUAGUGUCGUCGCAGUAAGCGGUGCAACAAUUGAUAAUGCAAGAAGUAACCAGCUUAAUAGAUCGCAGGAAUCUCGUGACAAUGCACGAUCUUUUACUUCAACGGAAGCACAAACGGAACUCCCAUUGCAAGGUGCUUCAGAAGCGCUCGAAGAUCUCGAUGCUCGCGGUGCUCGUCGAAGAGAGAGACGAAUGCGAAGGCAACAUCGUCGAGCCUUAAGAUCAUGUUCGAUGCCACCAUCUUAUCCUGGGACAUCAGCGGGAUGUCAGGCAUCUUCAACCGCUCCUGGAGUACCGCUAGUUACUCCUACUAGAGGAUUUCUACAUCUUCCACCACCCCAUUUGGGUCUUAGGGGUCUUAGUCUUGGUCUACCAUUUCCGGUCUCGACCAGUGUUUCUCCAUUUGGCCGGGAUGCUGUACCGAAGCAAUGUUGUGGCCUCGGCUCCCCUCCUGUGCGCUGGUCCAUCCUGGGUGUCGGCGUAGUAGGUCUAGUGUGUGCGGGUGCUGGUGCCCUGUUAGGAGCCCUCAGGGCUUCUGGUCGCGAUCACAUUGCUGUUGCACUCCUUAUGAUCGGUAUAGGAGUGGUUCUGGUAACGGUGAGCGCUGUAGCGUGGCGAGUGACCAGUCGAGAAAAUUGCAGCAGUUUCUUUGGUUUCACGGGAAUCUCGAGCAGAAUCCCGCCAGCGAGGCCAAUCCAUCCGUAUGCUGCCAUGAUUUAUCCGGAAUUCCAAUUUAGAACGCCACCUCCGAGUUAUCAGGCAAGCAUGCAAGAGUACAGACUUAGGCUGCUCCUUUUGGAUCGAUUGCAGCCAACAUCUUCACCUCCACCGACUUACAGAUCGAAUGCUGGAAGCAUUGUGAAUCCUGGCACGAUUAGAGAAAGCAGACCGCCGAGCUAUUGCACCAGAUCGAACGUUGCAUCAAACACGAAUGUCACGCCAUCGAAAAAGGAUGCGAAUCUCGUUAGGAUUGUUCAGACUGAAUCGGAACCAGUAAUUUUGAACGGCGAUCAAACACCUCCGGUAGCUGCUGUUGAGGUGCUCGCACAUCUCUGAUUCAUUUUCAUCAUUUUGUAAUUACGAUUUGUUAUUGUGGCAAAAACAAUACAACAAUUGUCGUAAUUAAAGAU
Messenger RNA from Apis florea (little honeybee), 1404 nucleotides. RefSeq lists its product as uncharacterized. NCBI's taxonomy places the organism in Eukaryota, Metazoa, Arthropoda, Insecta, Hymenoptera, Apidae. The record is from RefSeq and is a predicted model, not a curated record.